Messenger RNA from Propithecus coquereli (Coquerel's sifaka), 1971 nucleotides. It is a transcript of the gene AK7, whose product is annotated as adenylate kinase 7. Gene Ontology annotation, biological process: nucleobase-containing compound metabolic process. The record is from RefSeq and is a predicted model, not a curated record. NCBI's taxonomy places the organism in Eukaryota, Metazoa, Chordata, Mammalia, Primates, Indriidae. Gene Ontology annotation, cellular component: cytoplasm. The transcript is spliced from 17 exons. Gene Ontology annotation, molecular function: ATP binding; AMP kinase activity. Bases 1 to 1971 code for a protein of 656 amino acids.
AUGGGUGAAGAAGAGGACGCCGCUGCCCGGACGGAGAAGGUUAUCCGCAUCCAGCGAGUGUUUAUAAACCUGCUGGACUCCUACAGCAGCAGAAACAUCGGGAAGUUUCUGUCUAACUGUGUCGCGGGGGCUUCCCUUGAAGAAAUUACAGAAGAAGAGGAAGAGGAGGAUGAGACUAAGUCAGGUAUGCCGGAAGCCUCCUUGGCCAAACUGAAGGAAGGCACGUUCCAGAUCGUGGGCACGCUGUCCACGCCGGAAAGCCUGCGGCCCGACUUUGCCGUGGAGACCUACUCUACCAUCUCUCGGGAAGACCUUCUCCUGCGCCUGCUGGAGUGUGAUGUUAUCAUUUACAACAUCACUGAGAACGUGCAGCAAGUAGAGGAAGCCACGUGGGCGGUCUCUGCACUGAGUGAGGAAAUCGUCCAUUUCGAAAAACGAAAGGUGUUUAUUUUACUAUCCACGGUGAUGACUUGGGCGCGAUCCAAACCCCUGGACCCCGAUGAUAAUGAAGUUCCAUUUACUGAAGAGGAUUAUCGAAGAAGAAAGCCCCAUCCUAAUUUUCUGGACCACAUAAAUGCAGAAAAAAUGGUUCUCAAAUUUGGAAAAAAUUUUCUUAUAUCUUUAGAUAAAUAUAAUAUUCACGAUCUCGAAAAAAUUAUCCGGUGCAUCAGUAAAAGUACCGGCCCUGGGAAAAUCCAGAAAUUACCCAAAGAAAAUGCUUCCCUAACCAAGGACUUAACACAAGAUUGUCUUGACCAUUUAUUGGUCAACUUAAGAAUGGAAGCGCUCUUUGUGAAGGAGAAUUUUAAUAUUCGAUGGAAUGCCCGAACAGGAUUUGUGGAAAAUAUCAACAAUAUCCUCAAAGAGUACAAGCAAAGCAGAGGAUUAUUGCCGAUCAAGAUCUGUAUUCUGGGUCCUCCCGCAGUGGGGAAAUCCAGUAUUGCUGGAGAACUGUCCAAGUACUACAAACUGCACCACAUCAAACUGAAGGAUGUCAUUUCCGAAGCCAUAGCAAAACUGGAGUCGAUUGUCGCACCUAAGGAUGCAGGAGAAGGAGAAGAAGAGGAAGAAGGUGAAGAGGAAGAAGAGGAGGAGAACGUGGAAGAUGCUCAGGAGCUCCUAGACGGCAUCAAGGAAAGCAUGGAACAGAAUGCAGGCCGAAUAGAAGAUCAAUAUAUAAUUAGAUUUGUGAAAGAAAAGCUAAAAUCAAUGCCUUGCAGGAAUCAAGGUUACAUUUUGGAUGGAUUCCCAAAGACCUAUGAUCAAGCAAAAGAUCUUUUCAAUCAGGAUGAUGAGGAGGAGGAAGAAGAAGCCAGAGGCAAAAUAUCUCCCUAUGAUAAGUUAAUUAUACCUGAAUUCGUCUGUGCGCUGGAUGCUUCCGACGAGUUUCUGAAGGAGCGGGUGAUAAACCUUCCUGAGACCGUCGUGGCGGGGACGCACUACAGCCAGGACCGAUUCCUCCGGGCUCUGAGCAACUACCGGGACAUCAAUACUGAAGAUGAGACUGUCUUCAACUAUUUUGAUGAAAUUGAAAUCCACCCGAUACACAUGGAUGUAGGAAAACUCGAAGAUGCUCAGAAUAGACUUGCUAUCAAACAGCUCAUCAAAGAGAUUGGGGAGCCUCGAAAUUAUGGUUUAACAGAUGAAGAAAAGGCGGAAGAGGAGCGGAAGGCUGCAGAGGAAUGCCUGGCCAGGGAGGCUGCUGAGGAAGCAGAACGCCAGCACAACGAGGCGGUGGAGAUGGCGGAGAAGCUGGCUCGCUGGGAGGAGUGGAACAAACGACUAGAGGAAGUGAAAAGGGAAGAAAGAGAGUUGCUGGAGGCUCAGUCUAUUCCCCUGAGAAACUAUUUAAUGACCUACGUUAUGCCAACUCUUAUGCAGGGUCUGAAUGAGUGUUGUAAGGUCAGACCAGAGGAUCCCAUUGAUUUUCUGGCAGAAUAUCUCUUCAAGAACAAUCCUGAAAUGCAGUGA